Molecule: messenger RNA, 1247 nt
Organism: Lathyrus oleraceus (garden pea)
Lineage: Eukaryota; Viridiplantae; Streptophyta; Magnoliopsida; Fabales; Fabaceae
Product: F-box/kelch-repeat protein At3g23880-like
Exons: 3
Coding region: 1-1131 (376 amino acids)
Molecular function (GO): protein binding
Source: RefSeq, a predicted model, not a curated record
AUGGGGACGGGUUGGGUAAUGGGGACACUAGCAUCUUUGACGGUUCUUCCCGACGAGCUGAUGGCGGAAAUAUUCUCCUGGCUCUCCGUGAAACAUGUUAUGCAAUUAAGGUGCGUCAACAAGUUUUUCAAAACUCUCAUCUCCGAUCCUUACUUUGUUCAAAUGCAUCUCGAAAAAUCAACACCAACGCCUAAUCUCGCACUUGUCUGGCUAGUCUGCCGGAAAGAUAGUGAUUCCCAUUUCCUUAGUCAAUCCAUUCCUGGUUUACUCCAAAACCAAUUUAACUCCCUUCGCAAUGAUCCUUCCUAUCGAUUGAUCAAUUUUUGCAUACCCUUCUUCUCUCGAUGCAUGGCUUUGUUUCUGGAACCCAGCUAUGAGAACAAUAACAAAUUUGGACUAUUUUCUAGGGCCGUGGAAUUUAAGUUUUGUUUUGGUUAUGAUAAUCUGAAUAAAACUUAUAAGAUGGUUGCAUUCUUGGUCGAUUUAGAUAUUGAUCGUUGUUUAGAAAAUACUGUCAAAAUUUUCAGCUUGGGGGAUAAUUCAUGGAGAGAUAUUCAAUGUUUUCCUGUCGAUGUGAUUCCACUUCAUUGGAUUGAUGUUUGGCACAACAAAGAUGUGUAUUUGAAUGGUACUAUUAAUUGGCUGGCCUAUUCCAAUUAUGACUUUUAUUUGAUGGGUGUUAUUGAAAAUUAUGCAAUCCUUUCGCUAGAUCUCUCCACCGAGUCAUACACUCAGAUGACGUUGCCCCGUGGUUUUGACAAGGGGCCGCAUGUUCGGGCAAAUAUUGCGCUUUUAAUGAAUUUUCUUUGUUUUUGUCGUGAUUUAGAGAGAAACCAUUUUGUUAUAUGGCAGAUGAAAGAAUUCGGAGUUCAAGAGUCUUGGAUUCAGUUAUUUAAAAUUAGUUAUCACAAUUUCUAUUCAACCAGUAAUUUAUUUGAUAUUCAGAAGGCGGAAUUGUUGCCGAUACACCUUUCUGAGAAUGGUUAUACUUUGAUAUUGACGAAUGAAUAUAAGGCACCGGUAUUUAUAUGUGAUUGCAGAGAUGAUACAGUAGAGUUAAUAAGGACUACCGAUACGAUUUUGUGGUUGUGGGCUAAGGAUCAUAUUGAAAGUUUGGUUCCAACUUGUUGAGAAUAUUAUUUGGAAAGUAUGGAAAAGGGGUUGAUGCACUUGACUAUGUUGAAGCAACAGAUGAGAGCAUGAUUUUCAAUCAAUUAGAAUUGUUUUUUUAGUUUACUUAAAUGAUG